Mycena citricolor is the source of this 3447-nucleotide messenger RNA. The record is from the annotation of a GenBank genome assembly. Lineage: Eukaryota; Fungi; Basidiomycota; Agaricomycetes; Agaricales; Mycenaceae.
GCUGGUUUCACUUAGCCGCGGCUACUUAAGCACCGCUCCGCGUUCUGGAUCCCCCUCCCCGCGUUGUCUCUUGACAUCCAUAUUCACGACCUCUCACGAGUUCACGAGCCUGUUACGAAAACUGCAUUUUGCUUCCAUCUGCUUUGUUGAUUUGACCGGUGUUUACGAACGAGCUUUGAUAGAGAAAGCUCCUACGAAUUGUUAACGAAGAUGACGAGCCAAAAGAAUUCCCUCCUCCUCCAUAUCCUCCUCCUCUCCCUCUCCGCACCGAUCUCAGCUUCCCCAGUCAAGCGUGGUCUCGGCGAUGCGCUCAAUGCCGCUGUCGGCGGUGGAUCUCAGUCGAGUAGCGCGGUGCCCGCUGCUGUCGCAGCCAGUCCGUCGUCGUCGUCCUCGGCUUGUCCCAACGGCAACUGUGUGUCGGGUAACGGUGUCGCCAACGCCGCGGGUCUCAGCGGGGCUGCUCCAGCGCUUUCCUCUGUGUUGUUUGCGUCUUCGUCAGCAUCUCCUGCCGCUUCGUCUGCUCCGGUGGUGGUGGCUGCUGGGUCCUCGGUAGUCCGGUCGUCUUCAUCUGCCGCUGCUGCUGCUGUUGUCGCGUCCUCAUCUUCGGCCCCUGUCGCAUCUUCCUCCGCUUCCGCUUUUGCCCCUGUCUCAAGUGCUUCCGCGGUCGUUCAGUCUUCGUCUGCUGCUGCUGCUGCUGCUGCGCUCGUUCCAUCGUCGUCUGUGGCCGUGCCUUCCUCGGCGACCUGCCCGAACGGCAACUGUGUCAGUGGUGGUGGCGUCGCCAAUGCCGUCGGUGGCGGUGGUGUCCUUUCAGCGAUUUCGAGCGCACUGUUCGCCUCUUCGACUUCGACUUCGGCAAUCCCGGUUCAGUCUUCCAGUGCUGUUGUUCAAUCCUCCUCUGCCGCCCCCGCCCCCGCCGUCGUUCAGUCGUCCUUGGUCGUCGCAGCUGCUCGGUCGUCGUCUGCUGCCGCUUCUUCUUCUUCGGGUUGCCCGAACGGUAACUGUGUGUCCGGCAACGGCGCUUUGGAUAGCUUCGGAGCGAAUGGAGUGGUGCCUGCCGUCUCGAGCCUCCUCUUUGCGUCGGUAUCCUCCUCUGCGCCGGCUGCGUCGUCCUCUGCGAUUGCGGUUGCGUCCUCGGCAUCAGCGGCCCCCAUUGUCUCCGCGUCAGCGGCUGUCUCGGCGUCAGUGGCUGUCUCCGCAUCGGCCUCCGUCCCGUCGAGCGGUAACGGACAAGGCAUCGUCGGCUUCGUGGCACAAAUCCAGAAUGUCGUCUCCUCUGUCCUGGCUGGUGCAAACCCUCUAGUGUCGAGUGCUGCUGCAUCUGUUCCAAGUGCCGUUUCGAGUGUCGUCGGCUCUGUCCCCAGUGCUGUUUCGGCUGUCGACUCGGCUGCGUCGAGCGUGCUUGCUGUGGUUCCCACUGCUGUUUCCGCUGCCAAUAUAGCCGUUUCCAGUGCCAUCAGUGUGUUUUCUGCAGCCAACCCCGCUGCGUCGAGCGUCAUUGUGGUUGUUCCCAGUGUCACAUCUGUCGUCAACCCUGCGCUUUCGAGUGUUGCCGCCGUGUUGCCCAGCGCCGUUUCCGAAGUUCCAGUGGUGAUUUCAGCGGUCCAGUCUGCGGUUUCCAGCAUCCUAGGCAACGUUCCGCCAGCUGCAUCCGGCGUCAUCUCCCAGGUCGAUCCCAUCGUCUCGAGCAUUGUCGCUGGUGUUCCCAGUGCGGCUUCCAAUGUUCCGGUUGUAGUGUCUGCUGUCGAGUCCGCCGUGUCGAGUCUCUUGGGCCAGGCUGUGUCCAGUGCUGCCUCGAGCGUGGUUGCACCUGUCCCUAGCGUUGUCUCCGCUGUCGAGUCAGCAGUUUCGAGCAUCCUCGCUGGCGCUACGACUGUUCCCUCUGCUGCGAUUUCUCAGGUGGACCCCAUCGUUUCCAGCAUCCUCGCGGCCGUUCCUAGCGCAGCUUCCAGUGUCACGGUGGCUAUCUCUGCUGUCGAAUCUGUGGUGUCAACCAUUCUAGGUGGUGCGCCGGGUGCCCCCUCUGCCGUCGUCUCUCAGGUCGAUCCAAUUGUUUCGAGCGUGGUGUCAGAUGUGCCGGCUGUCGUCUCUGCUGUAGAAUCUGCGGUCUCAAGUAUAUUGGGAGGAACAGCCCCUAGUGUCGCUGCAGGUGCCGUCACGCUCGCUCCUAGCGUCGCUGCUGCCAUCGAGUCUUCCGUUUCGAGCAUCCUGAACGGCGUCCCUCCAGCUGCAUCCGCCGUCGUCUCCCAGGCCGAUCCCAUCUUUUCUGGUGUCCUGGCUGCCGCCUCAAGCGCCGUCUCCGCUGCCGACCCCGCCGCUUCGAAUGCAGUCGGAUCUGUCGAGUCCCUCAUCUCCAGUAUUCUCGGUGGUGCUUCUUCGGCCGCCUCCAGUCUCGCUGGUGACACCAACAGUCUGCUGUCCAGUGCCCAGCCUGCUGCAUCCAGCCUUCUUUCCGCCGCCGACCCAGUCUCCUCGAGUGUCCUCGCCGACUCCUCCGUGGUUGCUAGCGACGUAGCAGCGGUUCUGUCGAGCAUCGUUGCUGUGCCCAGCGGUGCCGUGGAUCCCACCGUUGUUUCUGAUGUUCUGCCCGGCAACGGUGCUAGCGCGUCGGCGACUGCGGCGCCACCGGCUCCGUCUGGUGGAGGACUGGCUGCGUUCGUGGGCGGGAUCGUGUCUGCUGUGUCGUCGGUCGUCUCGGAUGUUGUGAAUGGCGGUGCACCGGCCAGCCUUGUCUCCGCCGUGGAGUCGGCGAUUCCGUCGGCUGUGUCUGCCGUCGACAGUGCUGCUGCUUCCGCUGCUUCGCUCCCUGCAGGCGUGAUCGCCAGCUUGACAAGCGAUGUGGCGUCUGUUGCUAGUGGUGGCGUCGUGCUUCCGUCGGGUCUGCCCUCGCUCUCCGGUAUUGUAGCGUCGGCGACGAGUGUUGUGGGUGGCGUUGUGGCGUCGGCAACGAGCGACGCGGGUGUCAUUGCUUCGGGUGUUUCUAGUGUUGUUGGUGCUGUCUCGAGCGAUGCCGGAUCGAUCGCUACGGUGGCCUACAGUGCGGUUGGUGCGAUUUCCAGCGACGUCAGCGGAGUCUUGGCGUCAGUUUCCAGCGAUCUGGCCUCCGUCGUUUCUGCCGCCCCGAGUGAUGUCGCGUCUGUUCUGUCCAGCGCUGCGGGUUCGCUCCCCUCAGACGUCGCCUCCAUCUUAUCGGCCCUCCUUGACACUGCCGGAUCUUCACCUAGUGAUGCUGCGUCUGAUGUUGGUGCGAUUGCUGCGUCGGCCACGAGCGUUCUUGGUUCGCUCCCGAGCGACGUGGUUUCUGUCGUGUCGGCUGCCCCGAGCGAUGUCGCCUCGGUCCUCUCAAGCGCAGCUGGAUCCCUCCCGUCGGACGUUGCGUCCAUCCUCUCUGCUUUGUCGAACGCUGCGGGAUCCUUGCCAAGCGAUGUCGUCUCGAUGAUCUCAGCU